AUGGCCAUCAACAGCGGCUCAGAUGAUUCGGGUGGGCUGGGCGAAGGUUCUCAGAACUGCACUGUAUCCGUCUUAGACUUUGCUACCCCGCCAUCGCCGAAGCCGACUCAUCCGGGCGUCUCGGAUGCUGACCCCACUCCUCCGUCUCUGUCCUCCGAUGCUGGACGGGCCGGGCCGCACCGGAUUCCGGACCUUUACGUGGACCGUGUUAUCGGACGUGCAGAUAAAUCCUCCGCGUCGGUCAAGUUCAACACCAAGGGUGCUCAGUACAUGAGAGGAAAUGGCAUAUUCGUGUACUUUGAGCGCGUCCACCCUCGGUUUCCUUUCCUUGACCGCGCGGCUUUUGAAGCCACAGCUGCGAGCCAAGAUCAACCCCAAAUGGUCCCCAGAAGCAAAUCCUGGCAGUCAUUGUAUCAUACAGUUCUCGCCAUGGGAAGCCAGUACGACGGGGGAGGUAGCUUCGAACCGGGCCAAGGAGAGUCCUGGGAACUUUUCUCGGUAGCCUUAGCCAACUUCACGGACUUGAUGCUUCUUCCGGACUCACUCACGACCUUACAAGCCCUUACAGCAAUGACGGUGUACUCACUUGGUAUGGCUGGCAUCGGUCUAGACCAUAUCAUCAUGGCAGAGGCCGUGAGGAGGGCUCAAAACCUUGCAGAGGCGAGAUUCAAUAACUAUGCGACUCUAGCUUACCGGAAGACUUUCUGGGUUCUUUACGGCUUGGAGAAGAUCACCAGCUUUCAUCACGGCAGAAGCUCUGGCUUCGUCGACUGCGAUAUUUCUUGUCCUAUUCCCUACACUCCAGAGUCCAACUUUGGAGAUUUCAACUGGUUUGUCGCGUUCAUUCGUCACUCCCGACUUCUUUCGCGAGCAUACACAUCCUUGUUCUCUGUCGGUGUCUCCGACAACCCGGACGAAUAUUUCCUGGACAUCAUCAAUCAACUAACGGAGGAGCUCGAAGACUGGAGAGCCUCUAUUCCUGACAACGGCUUCAAGCCAGGCGGCGCGAUCAAGCCCACCGCGGUAACCUCCUCCUCUCAAGCUCAAGCGGUGGCAGUCGUCAUGCACUUCUUCUACAAUAGUUUCCUCCAGACCAUUUCCAGAAUGGCUCUCCGUCAUCUUCCAUCUUCGAACAUGCCACGACGAGAAGCUGUAUUAGCGACAGUCGAACGAACAUCUCGAUCUCUUCUGGAGUUGACGUCACUUAUAGACGUGGCUCCAUACACCCCAAUGUGGAUGCUUGCCGGUAUUCCCAUUUCCGGAUUCUUCGUCCUGUUCGAUCUUGUCAUUCACAAUCCCCGCCAACCCCAGGCCGUAUCCAACCUCGCAUUACUUGACAUAGUCGUUGGUCACUCCAGUCAGUUGGAGUACAUGUCGAAUGGCGUUAUUCCAGGAUCGUUAAUCGGGGAGUUCGCGCACAUCGCUCGUACCUACGUCCACGAAGUCAAUGGCCGGACUCCGACUGGCGGUACGCCGCAGUCAUCCGGCUCGAAUGGUUCACAAGGCCUGCUUCUGCAACCUCAUUGGUCGUUGCCGCAGGAAGACAUGCCGGAAAUGACACCGAUGGACAUGACGGGCGACUUCUCAGAUAUGAAUCUUGCAGGAGAGCCGGGUAUGCCCGGGUCAGCUGGUCCUAUGGAUAUCGAGGGUCUCCCCAUGGCUCCGAACACGUUCAUGGGCACUGACGUAAUGAACAUUUUCGGGUACGGGCUCGCCGACGUGGAAUCCCUGUUCUUUCUAGGCGGUGCGGCUCAGAACGACGUGCUGCAAGAUCCUGCGCAAGACGAUCGUCAUCUUGAUGCAAAUUUCUCACGAUGA
Molecule: messenger RNA, 1818 nt
Organism: Colletotrichum karsti
Lineage: Eukaryota; Fungi; Ascomycota; Sordariomycetes; Glomerellales; Glomerellaceae
Exons: 6
Coding region: 1-1818 (605 amino acids)
Biological process (GO): DNA-templated transcription
Molecular function (GO): DNA binding; zinc ion binding
Source: RefSeq, a predicted model, not a curated record